AUGAAAGUCGAGGACGUUUUGAGGGAAUGGGGGCUUAGGAAAGUGUCUACAAUUACCCUGGAUAACGCAACAGCAAAUGAUGUGGCUGUGAGUUAUUUGGAUAGAAGACUUAAGAGAAAGAAUGCUUUACUGGGUGUAGGUGAUUAUUUGCAUAUGAGGUGUGCUGCCCAUGUCUUGAACUUGGUAGUGAGAGAUGGUGAAAAAGAACAUGAAGGGUCUAUUGAAUCAGUUCGCACUGCUGUUAGGUUUGUAAGGUCUUCUCCACAAAGAGCUAUGAAGUUUAAGGAGUGUGUUGAACUUGCGGGCAUAACUUGUAAAAAAAAACUUUGUCUUGAUGUUUCUACAAGGGGGAAUUCCACUUACCUAAUGUUGGAUGCUGCUGAAAAGUUUGAAGCUGCAUUUGACAAUAUGAUUGAUGAGGAUCCUGGAUACAUCGAAUAUUUUGACCUCCUUACCGGUCCACCCGGUUCUCAGGAUUGGAAAAAAGUUAGGGCUUUUAUGGUUUUUGUUAAAUAUGAUAAGUAUUGGGGGGAUGUGGGAAAAGUGAAUCAUUUUCUUUACUAUGGAGUGAUCUUUGAUCCUAGGUUUAAGUUUAACUAUAUUGAGUGGUCUUUUAAUGAUAUGUAUGGGCAUUCUAGUGACCUUGCCAAGAAAAAUAUUGAAUGUGUCAAAACUAGUUUGUUUAAACUAUAUAAUUGGCAUAAAUCUGAUCAUGAUAAGAAUGUUGGGGCUAGUCCUUUAAGUGCACCAGGGAGCACUUCCCUUGGAGAAGCAUCUUCCCAACCAAAAGAACCAUCACCUUUUACAAGGGCUAAUGCUUUUAAGAAACAUCUGAAGGAAAAAGACACAAUUGAAAAUGAAAAUGAACUAGAGAACAACCUUGGUUCGGGAUGUGUUGGCAACACCUGUUUCUAG
Messenger RNA from Lathyrus oleraceus (garden pea), 915 nucleotides. RefSeq names its product zinc finger BED domain-containing protein RICESLEEPER 1-like. Bases 1 to 915 code for a protein of 304 amino acids. The record is from RefSeq and is a predicted model, not a curated record. Lineage: Eukaryota; Viridiplantae; Streptophyta; Magnoliopsida; Fabales; Fabaceae. The transcript is spliced from 3 exons. Gene Ontology annotation, molecular function: DNA binding.